Messenger RNA from Acytostelium subglobosum LB1, 474 nucleotides. RefSeq lists its product as hypothetical. The transcript has a single exon. The record is from RefSeq and is a predicted model, not a curated record. Lineage: Eukaryota; Evosea; Eumycetozoa; Acytosteliales; Acytosteliaceae. The coding region runs from base 1 to 474 and encodes 157 amino acids.
AUGUCAACCAACAUCUAUGAUAGACUUAAGGAGUUAAACAUUGUACUCCCACCCGUCCCACCACAGAAUGUCGCCUCGUACGUCAUGAGUGUGCAGACUGGAAAUGUUGUGUUUGUCUCUGGACACAUUGCCAAGAAGGACGGUGCUGUCUGGGUUGGCAAGCUUGGUGACAACAUAACCACCGAGGAGGGAAAGGCUGCCGCACGCUCCAUUGGCAUUGACCUGAUCAACACUCUGCACGCCCACACUGGUGACCUCAACAAGAUCACACGCAUCGUCAAGCUCACCGGUCUCGUCAACUCUACCCAGACAUUCACUGAGCAUCAUCUCGUCAUCAAUGGAUGCUCAAACCUUUUGAAUGAGGUGUUUGGCAAGGUUGGAGUCCAUGCCCGCGCUGCCUUUGGUGUUGCCCAGAUCCCCUUGGGUUCAUGUGUCGAGAUCGAGAUGGUUGUCGAGGUUGCCGCCAGUAACUAA